CGAAAGGCGCGCGGCACGUCUUUCUGGCCCGUGUCAGUCUAUGAAUCAGAAAAGUCAUGGCUACCGAGUCAGCUGGUUUUCCUGUUGUUGUUCGUCGCGGUGUCAUGGAUAGAAACGCAGUUCCCCGUUCGAAACGGAAACUCCAAAAACACUUACGAAGUUCCGGUCAAGCUUACAUAUCAAGAACGGGAAAAUUAAUACCUGCCAAACAAGUACCAGAGGAAUUAUGUCAAUGUCCUCAAAAAUGUGAUGAACGUAUACCAAGGGACGUACGAGAAAGACUGUUCAAUCAUUUUUAUAAUCUCGGAGACGCCGAUAAACAAAAUACAUUCCUCCGUCAACACAUGGACGUGAAAACGCGGUGUUCAAUUAAUACAUUAACCGGAUCUACAUCGCCCCUCGAUCCAACAACAUCUUCACCGACAAGAAACGGACCCGGAAUAAGAGGUCCGCGUAGAAUAACUUGCAGAUACCUAGUACCUUUAUUACCCGGCGAUAAAACAACGGACGUUUGUCAAAAAGCUUUCGUAAGUGCCUUCGUGAUAACAACGAAACGCGUUCGAUUGCAACGCGAAAAAUUAAUAAGCAGCAUGGGUCUCAACAAGUACAGUAACGGAAGUGGUACGAAAACCGUCAAAAACUACAAUAACAACAACGUUUUGAUGUUGUGCGAUUCGAAUUCGGAUAGUUCGUCGAAUGAGAGUCGGUUUGACGAGGAGUUGAGACGAUUUGGUAGACAGUUUCAAACGAACAAUUUAUGUUUUAAAGAUGGGAGAAGGAACGGUGAUGAUCCGUUUGUUCCUUUGGGAUUGAUCGUUCCCGAUAGUGUCACGAUAACGCCCAUUAUGCCAACGGUGAUCGAUCACGACGCGGAUAUAGCCAUCGUGAACAAUUUCUUUUCGAAUCAAUUGUGGAAACCGGAAUAUCUUAAAUCGUAUUCAUGAAUGUUUUGAGCACCAUUCAAAUCCACAAUUUUCAUCAGUACUUAGAUUU
Onthophagus taurus is the source of this 993-nucleotide messenger RNA. RefSeq lists its product as uncharacterized. NCBI's taxonomy places the organism in Eukaryota, Metazoa, Arthropoda, Insecta, Coleoptera, Scarabaeidae. The record is from RefSeq and is a predicted model, not a curated record.